AUGGAGCGUAGAAUCGGUUCUGUCUGCUCACGUAAACCCCUGCUUCUCUGUCUAAUGCUCACCGACUCGGUCAUAAUACAAGUUGCCGUAAGGAUUCAGCUUCUCCUACUCCUGCGACAUCUGACUUCCUCCUUCCUCCUUCUCCUACAUCUCCAUCUCACUCAAGCCACUUUACGCACUUGCCUGCCCCUCAACUUGCAGCAGCAGCAGCAGCAGCAGCCCCAUUUGUCGUUUCGUAUCCUCCGGUUAGCCCCUCUGGGACACAUGAAAAUCCGUCUACAUCAGCUAGACCGAUAACUUCUCCUGUCCAACUGGGUGCUGCAAGCUCUACAGUUAAGUCACCCGUGGGUUGGCGUCAGAACGGUGAGACUCGAAAACUGAAUCAACCUCCGACCCAAAAGAAAGGUAGCACAGUUCCAUUCAGGGGUACGCCGCCUUCUCUUAGAUCUACCGAGUCUGUUCAGCCCAGCACGUCUACAAACCCCGCAGCUCCAAUUAUAUCCCCGAAUAAUUCUCUGUCCUGCGUACCAGUAACUUAUCAAAGCCCUACUAUAUAUCCAGCAAAUAAUUCAUACAUGAAUUGCCCUAAGUCAUUUGAGCCCCUACCUAUUUCGGGGUUUCCAAAACUUAAGGCCAAUUGCUCUCAUGUUCGUCAACCUACGUCCUUGGACUUCCAACCUAGACCCGGUUUUCCACCCUUUUAUUCUUAUAGCUGCCUACUCUCCCCACUAGCCUCUACUUUCCUUCUGGGCUCCCUGCUCCUCCCCUUCCUCCACAAUUUAACUACCAACAAGACUAUCCAUAUUCUAACUCCCCUAGCAUUCCAAUGUUUGAAAACUAUAUCCCCACAUCCUUUAGGUCUCCUACUCAGCAUUCUCUUUUUUGACUCCUCGUACGUCAAAAAACUCUAGACUAACUAGUAAAUAUUCUACAAGUGUCAUUAAUUCAAAUCUUACACAUGCGCCUCCAAAUUUUUUUAAAUAACUUCCACAAAAGCAUUGCUGUUCGAAACACAUUAGAUAUUAUAUUAUUGAAUGCCAGGUCUCUUAUAAACAAAAUGGCCCAAAUCAGAGCCAUUGCUCUGGAAAUGACGCCUGAUAUUUUAUGUGUAACAGAAUCUUGGACACAUUCUCUAAUUCCUGACUCUGCCCUUCUCAUAGAUGACUUGGAUUUUUACCGUCAAGACCGCACGACUAGGCGCGGGGGCGGUUGUCUUCUUUAUCUUAAAUCCUACCUAAAGCACUCUCCCUAUUACUUGGAUGUUUCCUCAUUAACGGAAAACUUCUGCUUUGCAUGUGCUAUUCUCUCGCCGCAAAGUAAGGCAAGUAUUGACUGUAUCUACAAUCCCCCAAAUUCUUUAGCCAGUGAUGAUUCACAACUCUGUGAAAUCUUUAAAUUAAUUUCGGAAGCUCCUUUCGAUGUUAAAAUAACCACUGGAGAUUUUAACCUUCCUGAAAUAGACUGGUUUUCCAAUAGCUGCCCACCCAGAUUCCAGCCCUUUCAAGAUAUUGUCAAUUUUUCUAAUUGGUCCCAACUGGUGCGCUCUCCAACAAGAGAUAAUUACAUUUUAGAUCUUAUCUUUACCAAUGACAUUGCUCCUCUUUCUGUUGCUUUAAAAAAGGACCUCUUUGACAGUGACCACUUAUUAAUUCAUUGUUGCUUACCGCUUGCCUUUUCAAAAAUGACAAGCGCCGUUCGGACGUACAUGAACUACGACUGCGUAGAUAACGACUUAAUAAAUAACUAUAUUAGAUCUUUGGAUUGUUGUGGCUUCCUCACUUGUAGCGAUGCAACCAUUCUUCGUGAUGUCAUGUCCAAUGUUUCCAAGGACAUCCUAGAUUUUGCGCUGCGUAGAUAUCUCAAGUCUUAUUCCUUGGGUUCCCUUGUUCCUCAUUUUCUUCACAGUAGACUAAAAAGUUGCAACGGCAGCUGCGUAACCCAUCAACUAGUUCCUUAUCAGCUCAUCUUAGGAUCACAGAGAUUUUUGAGAUGGCCUCAAGGAUGCGUGAAGCGCGCGACAGGCAAAGUGAAUCAUUUGCCCUCAGUGACUGGAGCCCUGGCAAAUCCGUCGCUAACACCUUCCGUCAUCGGUCCUCCUCUAAGCGGGGUCACGAACUUCCACCCCUGCUAAAUGAUGACAAAGUCUUCCUCACCAAUGACACUGACAAGGCGGAGUUGUUUAAUGCUUGCUUUGCAAAACACCUUAAUACAGAGUCCGAUCCGGUCCUUUUCUUACAAUAA
Molecule: messenger RNA, 2241 nt
Organism: Spirometra erinaceieuropaei
Lineage: Eukaryota; Metazoa; Platyhelminthes; Cestoda; Diphyllobothriidea; Diphyllobothriidae
Source: the annotation of a GenBank genome assembly